This is a messenger RNA of Aspergillus mulundensis, 2406 nucleotides long. Its product is annotated as C2H2-type zinc finger protein. The record is from RefSeq and is a predicted model, not a curated record. Gene Ontology annotation, cellular component: chromatin. The transcript is spliced from 4 exons. Gene Ontology annotation, molecular function: RNA polymerase II cis-regulatory region sequence-specific DNA binding; DNA-binding transcription factor activity, RNA polymerase II-specific; zinc ion binding. Bases 1 to 2406 code for a protein of 801 amino acids. NCBI's taxonomy places the organism in Eukaryota, Fungi, Ascomycota, Eurotiomycetes, Eurotiales, Aspergillaceae. Gene Ontology annotation, biological process: regulation of transcription by RNA polymerase II; DNA-templated transcription.
AUGGCCCCUAGCGCAUCAAGUACGGCGAACAACUCGCCUGCCAAAAAGACAACCGCCCCCGAGAAGAAAUACAAGUGCCAGUUCUGCAACCGCGCAUUCAGCCGAAGCGAGCACCGCAGCCGGCAUGAGCGAUCCCACACGAAGGAACGUCCUUUUAAAUGCUUGAAGUGUAGGAGCACAUUUGUUCGCAGAGACCUCUUGCUUCGACAUGACCGAACUGUUCAUGCCAAAGACGGUGGCGUCCCCCUCGUCUCUGAGGGCCGCCGCCGUGGAGGAGGGGGCGUUCGCAAGGCUUCUUCUCCAGCCCCUUCCAAGCCCUCGGUCACAAUUGAUCCUACAACAUUGGAACAAAUAGAGGCAAGCAGCGAUGGUAUGGUCGACCUUGAAACCGCAGCCAUGUUGAUGACAGAUUUCCAACAUAAGGCUGCAGCCGCCGUGACCGGCCAGAUCCACGAUCGCGCCGAGUCCGAUCGCUCCUUUUCCCCCGGACGUGGUUCUCUCCUCGAACCUCCCGUUUCAUAUCUAUCCGGCAAUGCGACGUUACCGCAAAUGCCUUGGGACUCGUUGGUUUCGCCCACCGAUGCGAAACAUCACCUUUCGCCGUUCGUAUCUCAGGAUGCCGCAGAAUCCCACGGUCUCAUGGACCGCCAUGUAUCUGACUCGCUGCCUCCGUCGCUGCACUCGCUGGUCAACUCCCUUCCCGUAUCGGGCAACUCCACACCGAAUGCUUUGUCUCCCUACCCAUCGAUGACCGGACCUGUCAGCCCCGUCAAUUACCGCCGGUCGCCGGGACCUAGCCAGGCUUUGACGCUGCCUAAGGCGCCUCAGGUUGCUAAUGACCUAGAGCGCAACCAAAUUGUGGAGCGCAUUCGUCUUGCCGACUCUCUGGGUGUGCUUCCCGAGUCAUUCCAGCUCCCUGCGACACCCGCGCUGAACAAGUAUCUGUCUACUUACUUCAACUUAUACCACCACCAUCUUCCAUUCCUGCACCAGGAGUCGUUCAAGCCCACCACGGCCUCCACACCUCUCUUGCUUGCUGUCCUCUCCAUCGGAGCUCUGUACACCUUUGAACGGCAACACGCUUUUAUGCUUCACGUUGGAUCCAAAAUGCUUGUCAACCAGUUUCUCCAGCACAAAGACAACUUUGAUUCGAGGAAGUGUCCUCUGUGGGCUAUGCAGAGCACUCUGCUGAACAUGAUCUUUGAGAGCUGGAGCGGCGACCCGAAGGGUCUAGAAUGGACUUGCUCAAUCAAGAGUCUCCUUGCCAAUAUGGUUGCCGGUAACCGAUACCAGCUCAAGGUUCGUACGGAAGGUCGUGGAGGACGCCAGCCAAACAGGGAGGAAUGGAUUGAGGAUGAAUCUUGCCGCCGCACCUACUACGCUGUGUACAUCUUCUUCGGCAUGCUCACCUUGACCUUCAACCACACUCCCGCGAUGAGUUUUGAUGAGUUCGACAACUUGGAGUUGCCCUCGUCUGAAUCUAUGUGGAACCUUGAUGUCAAUGACGAUGAGGCAUGGCGCCGAAGCUUGGCCUCUUUUUCGUCGAUGACCGUUCGUGAGGCCCAUGACUGCCUCUUCCAAGGCGAUCAAACCCGCUACAGCGCGUUCGCGACCCGUGUUCUCAUCAACGCUCUGUUUCUGCAGGUCUGGAACCACAAGAGAAGCUUCGAGGCUCUUCAGGAUGUUGUUACUGAGUACAAGCUCCGCCUCGCAUUGGAGACCUGGGAGAACUCGCUUGAGGUUUGCGAGCCCGAAACCAUUGUUGUCCCUCUCAGUACUCCUCAGAACGGUCACCCGCUCAUCUUCAACUCGAUGGCCGUCUAUCGCAACACUCGUGCCCGCCUUGAGGUUGACCUGAAGUCCAUCCAGGAAGCCCUGCGCUACCACUCUUCAUACGAAGUUGCAGCUGCAAUGACUGUCGCUCGCGAGAAGGUCAAGCGAUCCCAAGAGAUGAACAAGGUCAUCCAGUCAUGCUUUGAGUGCAUUGAGAUUGCCGCCAUCCAAGGAAUUAACUGGGUUGCCAAGACCUCUGCUACCAACUGGAGUGUCGAACACCCGCUUUGCGGGCUGGACCUGAUGGUAAUUCUCAGCCUCUGGCUUUAUCGCCUGGAACAUGACGAGGAGCCUGCCUCUGAGGCAGAGAUGGCCAUCUACAACAAGGUCCGGAAUCUGUUCGACGACGAUGCCGUCGACUCAUGUGGUAAACUCAGCUCCACCGUGGCCCGUGUAUGGGGUAACAUCCUAGACGGUGUGGUGGUUUGGGGUAUUACCAAGCUCAUGGGCGAGUCAUUUAAGCUUCACUCCCAAGCCUUGGUUGGCUACGAGGACUCGCUACGAGUUGCCAAAGACCAACCUAUUCACGCUGUGCCGACAAAGUCACUUGCCAGUGUUGGCACCGCAUACUAA